Molecule: messenger RNA, 1869 nt
Organism: Cordyceps fumosorosea ARSEF 2679
Lineage: Eukaryota; Fungi; Ascomycota; Sordariomycetes; Hypocreales; Cordycipitaceae
Product: sucrose transporter
Exons: 1
Coding region: 1-1869 (622 amino acids)
Cellular component (GO): membrane
Molecular function (GO): sucrose:proton symporter activity
Source: RefSeq, a predicted model, not a curated record
AUGAGCUCUGGGAGCCCGCAUCCGCACGAUGCUGCGCAGCCGGAUGAGCCGCUCAGUGAGGCAGCCCAAGACAGCGGCCUCCACGUUCUCGACCCAGAGCCAGAGCAGGAGCUAGAAACGAUACGAGAGGACUCUCCCCUACUCGCAGCCAGCGACUCUGAUGGAAGUAACGGCGGCAGCUCUGCGGGAAGGCGGCAAGUCGCCGACCCAAGCCAAGCCACCAAAAGCGUUUGGUAUCUCACCCUCUUGACGCUCAGUAUCGGUGGUCUGCAAAUCGCAUGGUCCGUCGAGCUCUCGAAUGGUUCGCCCUAUCUGCUAUCGCUCGGAUUGAGCAAGGCCCUCAUGGCCCUCGUCUGGAUUGCAGGCCCGCUGACCGGCACCCUCGUGCAACCGUACAUUGGCAUCCUGAGCGACAACUGCCGAAUCUCAUGGGGUAAGCGAAAGCCAUUCAUGAUUGGCAGCACAAUCGGUACCAUUUUCUCGCUGCUGUUCCUAUCUUGGGUCAAGGAGAUUAUCGGCAGCAUCUUGUCGCUCUUCGGUAUCCAAGGCGACUCGGACUUUGCCAAGACGACCAUCAUCAUCGCUGCCGUCAUCGGCAUCUACGUCCUCGACGUUGCCAUCAACGCACUCCAGGCUGCCAUCCGCGCCUUCAUCGUAGACUGCGGCCCGGCCCAUCAGCAAGAAGCUGCCAACGCAAUGGCAAGCCGGCUCAUCGGUGUCGGCAACAUCCUAGGCUUCAUUGCCGGUUACGUCAACCUGACCAAGCCACUUUGGUUCUUUGGUCACACUCAGUUCCAAAUUCUCUGUGCCAUUGCCUGUAUAGCAUUAACAAUCACCAUCGUCAUCAGCUGCGCUUUCGUUCACGAACGGGACCCACGCGAGAGCGGCACAUCAGCACCCAAAAAUCCGGGAGUUUUUGCCUUUUUUGUCACACUCUUCAAGUCUAUUAAGAGACUGCCUCCCCAGAUCAAACGUGUUUGCCAGGUUCAGUUUUGUGGUUGGGUCGGCUUCUUCCCCCUGCUCUUCUACUCCUCGUCAUACAUUGGCGAGAUAUACGUCCAGCCGCACUUGGAAAAAAACCCUCAUCUGACGCCAGACCAGCUUGAUGAGCUCUAUGAGCAAGCUACUCGCAUUGGAUCCUUCGCACUACUCGUGAAUUCGAUAGUGAGCCUGCUCACGAAUGUCUUGCUACCAUUCUUCAUUGCACCCACGUACGACAGCCAGACGGCUAUCAGCCAACCCGCGCCUGCGUAUCAAGAGCGACGCGAUCAGAAACGCACCAUGCUCGAUCGUUUACACAUUCCAGGCUUCACACUGAACAGGGCGUGGUUCGGAUCGCUGGUUCUCUUUGCCGGAGCCAUGCUUUGCACACUGGUUGUACGAUCGGUAGAAGCUGCCACGGCGUUGAUUGGCAUUGCUGGCGUCACAUGGGCCAUGACCCUGUGGGCUCCUUACGCCAUCAUCAGUGCUGAGAUCAGCCGCCGCGAUGUGCUGCAGCGUGCUCAGAAGCAUCUACCGGCAGCUCGGGAACCUGCUGAACUUGCGCCUCUAGAGAGGCUGCCGAGCGGAGAAAUGGCAACCGUGGUGGAAGAUGGGGAAGAGCAUGAUGAAGCAGGUGUCAUUAUGGGCAUUCACAAUAUGGCUAUUGCGGCACCUCAGAUCCUCGCCAACGUUGGGUCGAGCAUUAUCUUCAAGAUCUGGCAGAAGCCGCGCGGCACGCCGGGAGACAAGAGCAUCGCGUUUGUGAUGGCCAUCGGCGGAUUGUUUGUUUUAGCGUCAGCUUUCUUUGUGAGGGAUCUAGACGAGAAGAGCCCAUCUCCAAGGAGCGUCGGCGAUGACGAAGAGCACGCGGUGGUUCCCCACGAGUGA